This is a messenger RNA of Gossypium raimondii (Peruvian cotton), 1328 nucleotides long. RefSeq lists its product as uncharacterized. NCBI's taxonomy places the organism in Eukaryota, Viridiplantae, Streptophyta, Magnoliopsida, Malvales, Malvaceae. The record is from RefSeq and is a predicted model, not a curated record. The transcript is spliced from 5 exons. The coding region runs from base 76 to 1110 and encodes 344 amino acids.
CGGCGUUUCCUGGUUUUCCUUUGCCCCUUAAACCCUAACAACAAGCGUCUAAGGAGUCGUAGGAUACGAUUUGAAAUGCGACCCUUAGAGACACUGCCGCCAACGGAAACCCUAGAAAUCGAGAACGGUUUGUCUCUCGUUCCGCGCGUGAAACUCAAUCUCACAAUCCACCCUUCUCUCCCCUCGGUUUCGAAACCCAUCGACGAAUGGCAGCUCAAGCGAGCCCUGAUAGAUUUCCUCAAGACCUCGCUCUCCGUCUCCGUUACCGUCCCCGAAGAAGACCUCCAGAUCAAACGACUCAAAGACCUCAAGAAACGGAAGCGAGACGAGCCGGUCGCCCACGGUGCUCUAUUCAUUCGUGACAUUAGGUUUUUGAGCAGUAAGAAGAAAAUUGAAGAGGUUGAUAACGAAGAAGAGGAUGUGAAGGAAUUGGAAAAGAAAUUUUUGGAAUGGAGAAGCUAUGUAGCGGAGAAAAUGGAUGGGAUUGAGCUCAAUCUUGAAGGAGUUAAGUAUAAUCUUAGUGUUGAGAUUCCAGCUUCGGAUGAUUUUGAAAGAAUGAGGAAAGAUUGGGAGGAGUCGUAUGCAUUUCGAAACCGAGGUUAUUCGAGGGGAGGAAGACAGGAGCCUGAUACGAUUGUGUUGAGAGGGGUUCCAUCGAGGUGGUUCGCGGAGCCAAGAGUUUCAUCCAAGCCUUCGAUGCUGGUUACGCAUACCAUUUUUUCUACAUUUGGGAAGAUAAGGAAUCUUAAUGUUUCCGAGGACGAGGAUCUUGCUAAGGGGAUGGAUGAGUAUGAAUUGGACAUAGGCAUUGUUUCAGGUCUUCAUUGUAAGAUCAUUGUUCAAUUUGAGAAAUACCGGGAUUUUUAUAAUGCACUCAAGGUUUUAUGUGGUCGCUCGUUGCAAAAGCAAGGAUCUCGAUUGAGUGCUGAUUAUGAGGUUACAUGGGACAAGGAUGGGUUUUUCCGAAACACAAGAAGUCAAAAUCAAGACAAGAGCAGCAAGAUGCAGGAACCUGCAGCAGUACGAUACAGAUCAGAAGCUCCCAGACGUGAACCUCAUGUAUCUGAGUUCACUUCGAAUGAUACCCGCAGAAAGAGAUUCAAGGAAUGAAAAUAUAGGUGCACAUUUAGAAGAUUUAUGUAAGAGUAGACUGAAUGAGGUUAGGCUUUCGGUUAAAUGAUGAAUGAAUAUUUCCAUUUCCAUCUGUUUGGUUUAUUAUUUCGGAAAUGAUGCUAAAGUUCUAACUUCACGCUUUUUCAGUUUUCAUAUGCUAAAUGCUUUCUGGACAACAUACUAUUAAUUAAUCAAUUUUACCGAGUUUUCUUUUA